Knipowitschia caucasica is the source of this 1005-nucleotide messenger RNA. Lineage: Eukaryota; Metazoa; Chordata; Actinopteri; Gobiiformes; Gobiidae. The record is from the annotation of a GenBank genome assembly.
AUGGUGAGCAAAAACAAAGAAGGCUACUACACUUCAGAGAUGUUCAAAGAGGCAGAAUAUGCAAUUAAGAAGGAGAUGGACAAAAUGCUAGAAGAAAAGAAGCCAGAAAUGGAAAAACUACAAAAUGAACUCCAACGGAAAUUAAAUGAUGAUCUUGAAGUGUUUGAGAUGCAAAACUCUAUUACACAAAUAGAAAUACAAAAUAUGUCUGAAAGUCUCGCAGAAUUAGAGGAUAGCUAUGAGGAAAAUGAACACAGGAGGAUAGCGGAGAAGGAAAAGAGGAAACAGGAGGAACUGAGGAGAAAUCAGGAGGACGAUGCAAAAAAACAAGAGUUCAAUAAAAGGCGACUGAAUCUUUUGAAAAAGAUAGAGUCUGGGCAGAAGAACACAAGUCUGCCUGAAAUGAUGGUGAUGUCAGCUGCCUUGGAGGACUUACGCAGGGAAAUGGAAAGGCUUGAGAAGGAGAGACGGGAAUGGUGGGAAAAACGCUAUAAGGAGGACCAACAGCGUAGAUUAAAGGAACAAGAACGGUUCAACAAGGUCCAGAAAGAAUAUGAAGAAAAGCGUGAGAAGUACGCACAGUACGAGAUCAAACGGCAAGACCAGGAGAGAGAGCGGAGCAAGCAAGAAGAGCAUCUACUGGAGAAAUAUCAUCAGGAGUUGAAGAGGAUGCAACAAGACCACAAGGCGGAGGUUAGAAGACAAGCUGAGAAAGUCAACGAGUUUCAGAAGAAGUACGACUACGUCAAGGCCAAAGACAACGAACGCAUGAGCAAAGAAUUUAUGCUACUUCGAAUAACCCAAGACAAAAAACAGAGAGAAAACUUCUACCUGCUGAAAGAGAGGCAGAAACAAGAGAUGAAGAGGCUGCAAAAGCGUAAGACAGACCCUGAGCUGCAGAGGGAGGUGAUAAUGCUUCACCAGCAACACGAGAAGGAGAUUGGUAUUUGGAUCAGAGACAGAGCGGACACAACCAUGGACAACAAGGCCUGCACAAUUCUAUGA